Messenger RNA from Cyprinodon variegatus (sheepshead minnow), 4594 nucleotides. RefSeq names its product RecQ helicase-like (gene recql). Gene Ontology annotation, molecular function: ATP binding; 3'-5' DNA helicase activity; nucleic acid binding. Bases 404 to 2320 code for a protein of 638 amino acids. The record is from RefSeq and is a predicted model, not a curated record. The transcript has 16 exons. Gene Ontology annotation, biological process: double-strand break repair via homologous recombination; DNA replication. NCBI's taxonomy places the organism in Eukaryota, Metazoa, Chordata, Actinopteri, Cyprinodontiformes, Cyprinodontidae. Gene Ontology annotation, cellular component: chromosome; cytoplasm.
UUUAAAAUAUUAACUUAGUUUACCACUUUGGAAAAUACAGGUAAAUGAGCUCAGGUUAAAAAAGUAAGAUUUUUUUGGAAAUUAAUUGGAAUUCUCCCCCACCUAUCAGACUAAACUGAGGGCUAACUUUCCUUUUGCCGUUUAAGGCGCAAUCGCUGUCUGCUUUAGCAACAGAAGUGGAUGUUUAAACAAAACAUAAAGGAGGCAGGUUUGCACUGGUUGCUGUUGUUUCAGAGUAAACUCAGCCGUGCUGCAGGUUCUAGGUUGGAGCUUUUUGGGCUCUUUCGGAGCCCGUUGUUUGGAUUUUCUGAAGAAAUCACCCUCAGCAGUCAAUGAAACCAGGACUUAUAUGCUGCCCAUUCAGCUUAAACUUAGUGAAGAUUGAGUGGCCUGCCCUGAGGAGAUGGACGUUGGAGCUAAAGAUGUGCAGGCAGAGCUGGACUCCGUGGAGGCCGAGCUGGAGCUGGUGGAGCUUCAGAUCUCAGACCUCCUGGACAAACAGAGCAAACUGACGUCUCAGAAGAACACGCUGCUGCGACAGCUGGAGGACGCCUGCAGCGGCGUCGGACCGUCAUCCUCAAAGUCUGCAGGCCCUGCGAUCAGCAAGCAGGAGCUGAAGCAGUACGACGGUGCAGAUUUCCCUUGGUCCAAAGAGUUGGAGCGGCACCUGAAGAACACCUUCCACCUCUCCACCUUCAGACCACUGCAGCUCAGAGCCAUCAACCUAACCAUGGCAGGCAGGGACCUGUUUGUUGUCAUGCCGACAGGAAGAGGAAAAAGUCUCUGCUUCCAGCUGCCGGCGCUCUGCUCUGAGGGUUUCACUUUGGUCAUCACACCUCUGGUCUCUCUGAUGGAGGAUCAGAUCAUGUACCUGAAGUCUCUGGAUAUCCCUGCAGUCAUGCUGAAUGCCUCCAGCAGUAAGGAACACGCCAAGCUUGUGAUGGCUGGAAUGAGCGAUCCAAAAGCUCCUUUCAAGCUGGUUUACGUCACUCCAGAGAAGAUUGCCAAGAGCAAGCUGUUGAUGUCCCGCCUGGAGAAAGCCUACAAAGCAAAGCUGCUGAGCCGCAUCGCUGUGGAUGAGGUGCACUGCUGCAGCCAGUGGGGACAUGACUUCAGACCAGACUAUAAACUCCUGGGUAUCCUAAAGAGGCAGUUUCCCUCGGUGCCGCUGUUUGGCCUCACCGCCACGGCAACCAGCAGCGUCCUCAAAGACUGCGAGAAGAUCCUGUGUGUGCAGCAGCCAAUCACAAUCACUGCCUCUUUCAACCGCACUAAUCUGUACUAUGAGGUUCGCAUUAAAGACUCAGACAACGAGGCUCUAAUGAGUGACAUCACCUCGCUGAUUAAAGGAAAAUACAAGAACCAGUCAGGCAUAGUUUACGUGUUCUCCCAGAAGGAUGCUGAGAUGGUUUCCUCUGAACUAAAGAAAAGAGACAUAUCAGCUCAUCCCUAUCAUGCAAACAUGGACCCAGAAGACAAGUCGCAGGUUCACCGCAGAUGGACCUCCAACAAGAUCCAGGUAGUGGUAGCCACUGUGGCGUUCGGCAUGGGCAUCGACAAACCAGACGUCAGGUUUGUCAUUCACCAUACCAUCAGCAAGUCCAUCGAGAACUACUACCAAGAGAGCGGGCGCGCAGGUCGAGACGAUCAUCCAGCGGACUGCAUCGUGUAUUUUGGCUUUGCUGAUAUCUUUAGGAUCAGCACCAUGGUGGUCAUGGAGAAUGUGGGCCACAAGAAGCUGCUGCAAAUGGUGGCUUAUUGCCAGAAUGUGGACAGGUGUCGGCGCUCUCUCAUGGCGGUUCACUUUGAUGAGGUGUGGGACGAUGAAGGAUGUAACCAAAUGUGUGAUACAUGCCGCUCUUCUAAAGGCUACGCCAGCAUGGACAUAACUUGCCACGCAAAACAAGUAGUGCAAAUCAUUGAGCAGGCAGGGUCCAUGGAUGAAAAAGUGACUCCCCUGAAACUGGUGGAGACGUGGAUGGGACGGGGUCCCGCCAAGCUGAGGAAGAUGAUCCAGACCACCAAUCUGCCUCGGCUGCAGGCUGAAGCUGUAAUCGUCUCUCUGCUUCUGCAGGAAUACCUCCGAGAGGAUUACAGCUUCACUCCAUACACCACUUACUUCUAUGUGAAGCUCGGUCGCAAAGCUCCUCUGCUGAAGAAGGAGACUCACUCAGUCAGCAUGAACAUGAAGACAGCAGGAGACGGACCCUCUGUGGUAAAAGCUGAAACUGGCAAGGGAAAAUCCAAAGAGGGAAAGAGAUCAGUUCAAAGCUCCGGAGACUCCCAUGUGGCCAAGAAAGUCAAGACAGAGCUUUCCUAGCCCCCCUCACCCAGCUCAGAAGACAAGUCUACAAAAACACAUCAGCUCUUGGAGUCUGUGAGGAGGUACUCCGUGUGGGCCUUGAUCCCCCGGCUAUUAAGAACAGAUGUCCCGCACAAACAAAACAGAAACUAACAAAGGAACAAAGGAAACAACACCUGAAACCUUCCAGAUUACCAGAGGGAGGAGAAACCCCGUUAAAUCAGGUAGAAGGAGAGGAGAGGAGGCCAUUAAUGUCCCAACAUGUUGCUCAUGUAGAAAUUACUAGAGUGCAAAACAGUGAUGCGAGUCCUGGACCGAAGCUGAAUCAAAUGAAAUCUUUUUCCAAGCAGAGCUCAGCUUGCUCUUUAAGGGCGAGGAGAAAACAUUGUAACAUCAGAGCCGCUGGCCGGAGUUUUCCCAGAGGCAGUCCUGUCCUCACCGUGUCCAGCUCUCCUUCUCAGGGUUCGCUCAUUUCUGAAACAGCAGCAGAGGAACUCUGUGAUCUCAGGAAAUACUACAGCAAUCAGCUUAAAAGAAUUAACUACAUUUCCCAUGAGCACCUAGGGCCGCCUCCUGACCCAGGGGUCCUUACAUGCAUCAUGGAGCCUCUGAGGAGUCUGCGUCUGUCACAGAGGGGGACCUUCGCCCAGACGGCCCGCAGUUUGUGGACACGUGUCAGUGGCAGGAGAAAACGGGUCCAUCACUGAUGUUUUCUGGUUCCACUUCAUUGGUACUUUGUGUUUACUAAGAUAAAAACGCUCCAUGGUCGGUUCUACAGUAGAUUUUUCCCAAGAAGCAGACUUAUGAAAAUCAUUUUAGUUUAUUGGUUAAGAUGCUUUUCCUCCACAUCAGAGAAGAUUUUAGAAUGUUUCACUUUGUGCUUCUUCAUCAUGUUGACCACAUCCUGAUCCGUUCCCCUGGAAAGAAGCUGGUGUUAUGACUGCGCCGAACAGUCUAAAUCAACAGUCUAAAUAUUUUUUUUUGUUUCAUUUGUUCCAGUUUGAGGUCUUUCUUUGUGUUCAUCAUCAUCAUCUAGUCAUGUUUCAUGUUUUUUUUCAUCGAUGCAAUAAAGGAUGAAAGGUAACUGUCUUCUAUUUACUUCUUUAGAUAGUUGAACAUUUUUUAUAGAUAUAAAAUUGAGUUUAAGGGAUAAAUUAACAUUGAUUCCAUAUUUUCCUUCCUUCCACUGAAGAGGAAAUAUACGGAAGCUUAUUGCAUUCACCAAAGAAAAAAAAUCUGACAGCUUAUCUCAUAAUUACGAGAUUGGUAUCUCAAUAUUAUGAGAUCUCAUAAUUACAAGAAAACCUUUCAUAUUUAGGAGAUCAUUAAUUGCUGAGCUACGCUACAUGAACUGUGAUCAAUGAGUUGUUUGUCAGAUUUAAUAUGCUUUUAUUUCCUUUCAGGUAGGCAUCACUGGGAAAUGCUGAGUUUCCUCAAUGUGGUUGAAAUUACUUUUAGUUUGUCGGCAUUGCACAGUAAGUCCUUAGGAUUGUUUAGCGAAAAAAGUCCACUCUGACUUGCUGGAAGACGCACUGUUCCUGCAGGACCAAUUAAACCAGCUCUGGAUGCUUUAUGCUUAUAAGUUAAUGCAUCUGAAAUGCAUUCCAGCUGGCUUGGUGGUGUCCCAUAGAACUGUCCAUUAGUACCUUCUCAAAAUCCUAGAUCCUCAAGGAGUACAGCUGAGAUGUCAGAAUCAUUUAAAGUGACAUCUCUGCAGAAACCCAGGUCCCAACUUCAUGCAGUAUGCUGUUUCAUAUGACAAACUGAAACCAAACCAAAUCUGUAUUAAUGGAGCUAUUGAUUUUUGUGUAUGGUCAAAUGACUGCGUGCUUACUCCACAAGUAGUAAUCCCAGGAUUAUAGCUGGGUACUUCACUGAUGAAGAGAAAAAUGCGAGCGGAGCUCCAACGCGCAUCAGGUCAGACCUGGGUACAGAGAACUGUUCAGUGGAACAGAUGCAGAUAUUCAUAACUCAUCAUGAAGACCAGUUUUCUGAGAAAUGCUUCAUGACUGGCUCAAUUAAUCAUAACCAAAUAUAUAUAAAUAAGAGCUGAUAAUUAUGAGAUCUUUUCUCAUAAUUUCGAGAUCAGAUCUCGUAAUUAUGAGCUCAGCUGUCUGAUUUUUUUUCUUUGGUGAAUGCAAUGUGCUUCUGUAGAAAUAUACUUUAGUUACAACAAACUUCUCAACUGUUUGUAUUUCUAUAUUCUAUACAUCUUUAUACAGUUGUUAUGAUUUUAUGUUCAAUUCUAUUUCCUGGUUGGAACCUUUAUUCCACUCUGGAUUCUUGUUAAUG